Molecule: messenger RNA, 4420 nt
Organism: Otolemur garnettii (small-eared galago)
Lineage: Eukaryota; Metazoa; Chordata; Mammalia; Primates; Galagidae
Gene: TSHZ2
Product: teashirt zinc finger homeobox 2
Exons: 3
Coding region: 934-4044 (1036 amino acids)
Biological process (GO): regulation of transcription by RNA polymerase II
Cellular component (GO): nucleus
Molecular function (GO): DNA-binding transcription factor activity, RNA polymerase II-specific; DNA binding
Source: RefSeq, a predicted model, not a curated record
AGGUCGCGGGCAGAGGAGGAGGAGUUUGUUAAUGUUCAGUUUGUUCAGCGGGAUCGAUGUUUGCUGGCAUCGCCUCGCCCUGUCUUGUGUGUGUGUGUGAGCGUGUGUGUGUGUGUUUGUGUGUGUGAGUGUGCAUAUGUGGGGGGUGUGAGUGCGUGUGUGAGAGGAAGCGGGAGUACGUGUGAGUGUGUGUGUCUGUGUGCGUGUGUGUGCGUGUGUGUGUGAGAGAGUGAGUGAAUUCCAGAUUUUCAGUCUUUCCAAAACCCGCUCCUGUCCUCUCGCAUAUCACUCACAGACGGGGAUCUGACAGCAGACACAGACCUACAGAGAGUGAUCUCUCUCCCCCCUGCGCGGAUCCGCCAUCGAGAUCGGCACGGAGGAGGAGGAAGAGGAGAAGAAGGAGGAGGAGGAGGGAAAGAGGAGAAGGAAGAAGAAGAAAAAGAAGAAGAAACCCACUACCUUCCCAGGAUUGCCUUUUUCCUUAUCUUUACGCGCGCGUGUGCGUGUGCCGCGUGCGCCCCUCGUCCCUUCCAUCUGAACCCGGUCUUGGAUGUUUAAUAAAGAAAUCAAGUGUCUCAACAGUCACCUAAAAAAAAAAAGCAAAAACAAAACAAAAAAAAAUCCAAAAGCCAAAACAAAAAGAGAAAGAGAGAGGAAAAAAAAAACCAAAACAAACAAACAAACAAGGCAGAACCAACCUCUACUUCAACCCAGCCGGCACAAGCCACCCGUGUCUGCCACCCGGAGAGGGGGGUCUCUGGCCCGUGGUGGAGGAGUUGCAGGGGGGAUCGUCAGGGGGACUGAGGCCGAGUGACGUCCUAGGAGCCACCGGGCGAGAGGCGGAGGAGACCCAGAGAGGCCAGAGAGACAGCGGGCCCCCGCGCGCGGCUCGGGGCUGGGGCGCCAGAAGUGGGACUGGAGCGGAGUAGAGCGAUGCCAAGGAGGAAACAGCAGGCACCCAAGCGGGCGGCAGGCUAUGCCCAGGAGGAACAGCUGAAAGAGGAGGAGGAAAUAAAAGAAGAGGAGGAAGAGGAGGAGGACGGCGGUUCCGUGGCUCAAUUUCAGGGUGGCAAUGACACGGGGACAGACGAGGAGGUAGAGACAGGCACGGAGCAGAAAGGCUGCUUCAGCUACCAGAACUCUCCGGGAAGUCACUUGUCCAAUCAGGACGCUGAGAAUGAAUCUCUGCUGAGCGAUGCCAGCGACCAGGUGUCAGACAUCAAGAGCAUCUGUGGCCGGGAUGCCUCGGACAAGAAAGCAAACCCUCUCCCCAAGCUUCCGAGCGAAGCCCACAAUUGCAUGGAUAAAAUGACGGCCGUCUACGCCAACAUCUUGUCUGACUCCUACUGGUCGGGCCUGGGCCUCGGCUUCAAGCUGUCCAGUGCUGAGCGGCGGAAUUGUGACGCCCGGAACGGCAGCAGCAAGAAUGAUUUCGAUUGGCACCAAGACGCUCUGUCCAAAAGCCUGCAGCAGAACUUGCCCUCCCGGUCCGUGUCGAAGCCCAGCCUGUUCAGCUCGGUGCAGCUGUACCGGCAGAACAGCAAGGUGUGCGGCACCGUGUUCACGGGCGCCAGCAGGUUCCGCUGCCGCCAGUGCAGUGCCGCCUACGACACCCUGGUCGAGCUGACCGUGCACAUGAACGAAACGGGCCACUACCAAGACGACAACCGCAAAAAGGACAAGCUCAGACCCACGAGCUAUUCCAAGCCCCGGAAAAGGGCCUUUCAGGACAUGGACAGGGAGGACGCUCAGAAGGUUCUCAAGUGCAUGUUUUGCGGCGACUCCUUCGACUCCCUCCAAGACCUGAGCGUCCACAUGAUAAAAACAAAACAUUACCAAAAAGUGCCUUUGAAGGAGCCGGUACCCACCAUUUCCUCGAAGAUGGUCACCCCGGCGAAGAAACGCGUCUUUGACGUCAAUCGGCCGUGUUCCCCGGAUUCCACCACGGGGUCCUUUGCAGAGUCCUUUCCCGCCCAGAAGAGCGCCGCCCUGCAGGCGUCCUCCUGUAACAACCGCUACGGCUACCAGAACGGCGCCAGCUACACCUGGCAGUUCGAGGCCUGCAAGUCCCAGAUCCUGAAGUGCAUGGAGUGUGGCAGCUCCCACGACACCUUGCAGCAGCUCACCACCCACAUGAUGGUCACCGGUCACUUUCUCAAGGUCACCAGCUCUGCCUCCAAGAAGGGGAAGCAGCUGGUGUUAGACCCGCUGGCGGUGGAGAAGAUGCAGUCCCUGUCGGAGGCUCCAAACAGCGACUCCCUGGCCCCCAAGCCAUCGAGUAACUCAGCAUCUGACUGUACAGCCUCCACCACCCAGCUGAAGAGAGAGAGUAAAAGAGAAAGACCGGAGGAAACCGGCAGGGAUGACAAAGUCGUGAAAAGUGAAGAGUAUGAAGACCCUUUGCAAAAGCCCUUAGACCCUACAGUAAAAUACCAGUAUCUGAGGGAGGAGGAUUUGGAAGACGGCUCGAAAGGUGGAGGGGACAUUUUGAAAUCUUUGGAAAAUACUGUUACCACAGCCAUCAACAAAGCCCAAAACGGGGCUCCGAGCUGGAGCGCGUACCCCAGCAUCCACGCGGCCUACCAGCUGUCCGAGGGCACCAAGCCGCCCUUGCCCAUGGGAUCGCAGGUCCUGCAGAUUCGACCUAAUCUCACUAACAAGUUGAGGCCCAUUGCACCCAAGUGGAAGGUGAUGCCGCUCGUUCCUGUGCCCACGAACCUGGCCCCAUACACCCAGGUCAAGAAGGAGUCGGAGGACAAAGAGGAAGGUGGGAAGGAGUGUGGGAAGGAAAGUCCCCACCAAGAGGCCUCACCCUUCAGCCACAGUGAGGGGGAGUCCUUCUCCAAAAGUGAAACACCUGUAGAACCCAAAAAGGCUGAGCCGUGUCCCCUGAAGGAGGAGGACAAGCUGAUGAAGGAGGGUGGUGAGAAAGAGAAACCCCAGUCCCUGGAGCCCACGUCUUCUCUUAGCAAUGGCUGUGCCCUGGCCAACCACACCGCAGCCCUCCCGUGCAUCAACCCGCUCAGUGCCCUGCAGUCCGUCUUGAACAAUCACCUGGGUAAAGCCACCGAACCCUUGCGCUCACCUUCCUGCUCCAGCCCAAGCUCAAGCACAAUGUCUAUGUUUCACAAGUCGAAUCUCAGUGUCAUGGACAAGCCAGUGUUGAGUCCCGCAUCCACGAGGCCGGCCAGCGUGUCCAGGCGCUAUCUGUUUGAGAACAACGACCAGCCCAUCGACCUGACCAAAUCCAAAAGCAAGAAAGCCGAGUCCUCGCAAGCACAAUCCUGUACGUCCCCGCCUCAGAAGCACGCUCUGUCUGACAUCGCCGACAUGGUCAAGGUCCUCCCCAAAGCCACCACCCCAAAGCCCGCUGCUUCUUCGAGAGUCCCUCCCAUGAAGCUGGAGAUGGAUGUCAGGCGCUUCGAGGAUGUCUCCAGUGAAGUGUCGACUUUGCAUAAGAGAAAAGGCCGGCAGUCCAACUGGAACCCUCAGCAUCUUCUGAUCUUGCAAGCUCAGUUCGCCUCAAGCCUCUUCCAGACAUCAGAGGGCAAAUACCUGCUGUCUGAUCUGGGCCCGCAAGAGCGUAUGCAAAUCUCGAAGUUUACGGGACUCUCCAUGACCACAAUCAGCCACUGGCUGGCAAACGUCAAGUACCAGCUUAGGAAAACGGGUGGGACGAAAUUUCUGAAAAACAUGGACAAAGGCCACCCUAUCUUUUAUUGCAGUGACUGCGCCUCCCAGUUCAGAACCCCUUCUACCUACAUCAGUCACUUGGAAUCUCACCUGGGUUUCCAAAUGAAGGAUAUGACCCGAAUGGCAGUGGAUCAGCAGAGCAAGGUGGAGCAGGAGAUCUCCCGGGUAUCGUCGGCUCAGAGGUCCCCGGAGACAAUAGCUGGCGAAGAGGACACAGACUCUAAAUUCAAGUGUAAGUUGUGCUGUCGGACAUUUGUGAGCAAACAUGCGGUAAAACUCCACCUAAGCAAAACGCACAGCAAGUCACCCGAGCACCAUUCACAGUUUGUAACAGACGUGGAUGAAGAAUAGCUCCGCAGGACAAAUGCCUUAGUUUCAACUUUCCAGCCUGGAUGCCCCUCACUCUGCACCACCCUGCUUCUGACAUUGAACUCACUGAACAAGUCCUGACACCCUGGCUCCAAGAAGACCCGCCAAAAAAAAAAAAAAAAAAAAUCACCCCAGCCAUUUCUCUUCAUCCUCACUAACGAUUUGGUAAUGAAGUAUUGAUUUCCACUUCUCUGCUUACGGAUGAUAUUAGAUUUUCAUUGAUAAACUGCAAUGGGGCUGUCUUCUCUCCGCUGUCCCCUUUUCACUGUCACAAGGAAACAAAGUGCCACCGAGGAAAAAUAAUGACUGAGAACACUGCUGUACUUAUUUCCUCUGUUUGUAACAGGAAGGGGUGGGG